This is a messenger RNA of Cladophialophora psammophila CBS 110553, 801 nucleotides long. RefSeq lists its product as uncharacterized. NCBI's taxonomy places the organism in Eukaryota, Fungi, Ascomycota, Eurotiomycetes, Chaetothyriales, Herpotrichiellaceae. The coding region runs from base 1 to 801 and encodes 266 amino acids. The record is from RefSeq and is a predicted model, not a curated record. The transcript has a single exon.
AUGCCAUCAGUUCCGACUCGAGGCGGAGACGUAGCGUACCGUGUGAAAGGGAAAGGCCAGCCAAUAGUCCUGCUACAUGCAACGCUCCACGACAGCCGAGAUUACGAGGUCAUUGCCGACCGUCUAGCAGAGAAAUACCGAACAAUCAGCGUGGACUGGCCAUGGCAUGGUGACUCCAAAGGCACACCAAGCAAAGAGAGACUCAGCGCCGUUGGAUUUGCUGACGUCCUGGAGGACGUUGUUGAGGGCUUGAAGCUCGAACCGGCCAUCUUCAUCGGCAAUUCAGUUGGAGGGUUUGCUGCAGCAAGGCUGGCCAUCACUCAGCCAGACAAAGUUCGAGGACUGGUGCUUGUGAACGCCGGCGGAUUUGUCACAUGGACUCCCUUCACCCGGCUUGUGGCCCGACUGCUGGGAUUUGCAUCCAUAUCACGUCUUGUGAUGCCACAUCUUGUGGGCAGGUAUAUGAGUCCUCAGACAAGUCAUGACGAGGACAUCACCCGCAGAGUGACCACUAGAGCAAGAACUGAGGAAGGCGCGUCAGUUGUUGCUGCACUCUGGCGCAGCUUUUUGGAUCCCCGCCAUGAUCUUCGAUCUCGAGCAGAGAGCAUCAAAGCUCCGGUGUUGCUUGUUUGGGGCACACGAGAUCCGGUCUUUUCGAGGACAGCGGCUGAAGAAACUAAGCUAUGCAUAGCCGGUGCAAAGCUAGAGUUUUUGGACGCAGGACACGUGGUGUUCUCCUCGAUGCCAACCGAGUUCCAACGACUUGUGCAGCUAUUCAUCGAGUCAAUUGUCGAGGAGUGA